AUGUCGAAGGUGCGAAAGAAAUUCCGCUUCUGCGAGAAACCACCAAGAUGCCAGCUUCCGCUCCUGCGUGUUGGAAUGCGCUUAAGUGCACAAGUUACCGCUUUUGCGGCCUGCUCCAUCAGUCUCUGCCCAGCUUCCCUUCAGUCGCUUUUGCAAGGAACACCUCGCUUUUGCGAUCAAGCUUUCGCAGAAGCGAUUGCACCAGCAAGUGUCUCGGGUAUCUAUCCCCCAACCGGAGCUACUGUCGGCUCCUCGACUAAUGUUCUGACAGGUGUUCUAGUUGCCAGGGGCGGAUCUAUGUACACAGUUCGGGGUGGCGAUCCAGGAGAAAGAAUACCUAUUGCUGACUAUAACCCUAGAAUACGAGAUGAAGUAAGAAAAUAUUACAUUCAACAAGGUCCUUGUCAACCUUCCAAGCAUCAAUUUCCCAAAACUCAAAUGGGAGGAAGAAUGCGUCAAUUUGUUCCAAGUUGGUUCAAUGGUCAAUUUUCUAAAUGGUUGGAGUAUAGUGUGAAGAAAGAUGCGGCAUUUUACUUAUGUUGUUAUUUGUUCAAAAAUGAAUUUAUUCAUGGAAGUGUGGGUGAAUUUUAUACAAAAAAUGGUUUUAGGGCUUGGAAUAAGGGUCUUGAAAGAUUGCGUUUACAUGUUGGUGAUGUUAAUAGUGUCCAUGAUAAAUGUUUCAAGAAGAUGCUAGAUUUAUCAAAUCAUCAUCAAUCAAUUCAAGUUAUUUUUGAUAAGCACUCUGAGAAGUUGAAAAGUGAGUAUCGAAUGCGUUUAGAAGCAUCAAUUGAUGUGGCAAGACUUCUAUUGUUGUAUGGAUUGCCUUUUAGGGGCCAUGAUGAAAGUGAAUCUUCAACAAAUCAAGGCCUCUUUCUAGGAUUCUUACGAUUGUAUGGGGACAAGCAUACAGAUGUGGGAAAAGUAAUAUUAGAAAAUGCUCCACAAAAUGAUACUUUGACUUGCCCUAUGAUCCAAAAGGAUAUUAUCAAUGCUUGUGCAAAAGAAACAUUAAAGGCUAUAAUUGGAGACUUGAAUGGAGAUUAUUUUGGUAUAUUAGUUGAUGAGUCCAAAGAUAUCUCACACAAUGAACAAAUGGCUCUUGUUUUGCGUUAUGUUGAUAAAAAUGGUGAAGUGGUAGAGCGAUUUGUUGGUCUUGUCCAUGUUAGUGAUACAUCAGCAUGCUCAUUGAAGGAAGAAAUCUACUCUUUGCUUUCGGACCACUUACUAAGUCAGUCUCAAAUACGUGGACAAGGUUAUGAUGGAACUAGUAACAUGAGGGGAGAGAUAAGUGGUCUUAAGACUUUGAUUAUGAAAGACAGCUCAUCGGCAUAUUACAUUCAUUGCUUUGCUCAUCAAUUGCAACUAACACUUGUAGCUAUGUCUAAGAAGCAUUUGGAUGUCGAAGACUUCUUUUGUCAUGUUACUAAUGUGUUGAAUGUCAUUGGAGUAUCUUUUAAGCGCAGAGAUUUGCUUCGCCAUCUUCAAGCUAAAAAACUAGAGCAAUUACUUGAGUGCGGUGAAAUUCAUAUCGAGCGAGGACUAAAUAAAAAAUGCGGGCUUCAAAGACCAGGUGAUACUCAUUGGGGAUCACAUUUCAAAACAUUAGAUAACUUUAUUGUUAUUUUCUCAUCUAUUAUUCGUGUGCUUAAAGUGAUUGAACAUGAAGGUUCUACCUCAAAUGAGAGAAAUUAA
Molecule: messenger RNA, 1692 nt
Organism: Nicotiana tabacum (common tobacco)
Lineage: Eukaryota; Viridiplantae; Streptophyta; Magnoliopsida; Solanales; Solanaceae
Source: RefSeq, a predicted model, not a curated record